Molecule: messenger RNA, 1621 nt
Organism: Heterotrigona itama
Lineage: Eukaryota; Metazoa; Arthropoda; Insecta; Hymenoptera; Apidae
Source: the annotation of a GenBank genome assembly
UUAUAGGGAUGGGAAUGCUGGCCGAAAGAUACCAGGACGACAAGGAACGCGGUAACGCAAUGGGUAUCGCACUCGGUGGAUUGGCUCUUGGUGUUCUCAUCGGGCCACCGUUUGGUGGUGUGAUGUACGAAUUCGUCGGGAAAUCUGCACCGUUCUUAAUCCUUUCGGCAUUGGCUCUUGGUGACGGAAUUUUGCAACUUCUGGUGCUUCAACCAUCUGUCGUGUACACUGAAGCGGACCCACCAUCUCUGAAAUCUCUGAUCACCGAUCCUUACAUCGCUUUGGCCGCUGGUGCUAUCACGUUCGCGAAUAUGGGUAUCGCUAUGUUAGAGCCUAGCCUUCCUAUUUGGAUGAUGGACACGAUGGGUGCGAGUAGAUGGAAACAAGGUGCCACGUUCCUACCGGCCAGCAUCAGUUAUUUAAUCGGUACUAAUCUUUUCGGGCCACUCGGGCAUAGAAUGGGCAGAUACCGCUGGCGAGAAGUAUCGAUCAUUUGAUCGUACCUAAUGCAGGCUUGGGAUUUGCUAUCGGUAUGGUGGAUAGCUCGAUGAUGCCGGAAUUAGGAUAUUUAGUCGACAUACGACACACCGCUGUCUAUGGAAGUGUAUAUGCUAUCGGAGAUGUUGCAUUCUGUUUAGGUUUCGCCAUUGGACCUGCUUUGAGCGGUACGUUAGUGAACAGUAUCGGCUUUGAAUGGAUGUUAUUUGGCAUUGCUAUUUUGAAUUUUAUUUACGCACCACUGAUGUACUUCUUGCGAGCACCACCGACAAAAGAAGAGAAGAAGUCGUUGAUAAUUGGCGAAAAGUCGUCUGUGCGCUACGUAACGUACCAAAAUGAAGAAGAGGAACAAUAAAUAGACAGAUAUACUUCUGAGUAUACAGAGUAGCGAUGCGUAUUUCGUUUCCUGCAUUCUUUAGAUGGAACAACGAGUUAAAUGUAACACGGAAGAGUAUCUAUGUUGAUAACGUUUUAAGAAAUCUAUAGAUAACCAAAACAUUAUUAUUUACCCCUUUGUCUAGCGCAAAAUUGUAUAUAUAUAUACGUAGCAUUAGAUCGUAAGAAUAAGUGUGUGCGUUCAAGAGAAUCGUAAAUGCACGGUCGGUGACAUAUUAACAUGCUAACGUCAACGAUGCAUUUACGUACAUUGAUUGAUCGAGGCACCGAGGCAAAGAUACAUCGAUUAUAACGAACACGUGUGUAGCUUAACACGCACGAUGCCCACAACUGGGAUGUCCCCCUUCCCAUGAAAUGCAACUUGCGCGAAUUUUUCAAUCGCUCGAGACAUAGUCGGUGUUUCUCGAAGAUUAUCAAUUCUAACGAAUAAAUUAUACAUACUCGGUGAACCGCCUGCUUUGGAUUCCCUGAAUGGCUGCAGGGAAACCGUACGCGUGCUAAUGGCGAGCAGGCACGAUGAAGAGUUCUCCAAAUUGCAUUGAAUCGAAUGAAAAAAUUGCCGAUUUUACUGACACUCGUGUGAGUAUACUUACGAAACAGAACGAAAUGUCUUAGGGGUCGGGGAUUCGCGAUUUUGUAUUUAACGGGUUUGGGGGCAAAGACCGAAUUUCGACACGUUGUUCGCGCGAUACUUGAUACUCGUCAGAUCGAUCCGCUGACGAGUAUU